AUGCAACCGAGAACCUUCACCCUCAACUUCAUCGGCGACGUGAUGCUGGGCCGUCUAAUCGACCAACUCCUCCCUCCACCCGCAACCACGAAAACACACAACCCCAACGCUACAACAGACCCAGAUACCUUCAAAAAAGCAUCAAACUUCAUCGCAUCCUAUCCAGCUCUGAAAUCCUACUCUUACAGCUCACCAUGGGGUACGACACUCCCCCUACUCCAACGGGGUUCAGAAAUGAACCUAAACCUCCUCAACCUCGAAACAGCCGUAACAGAUUCCUCGACACGAUGGCCCGAUAAAGCGUUUAAUUUCAGGAUGCACCCUGUUAACAUUCCCGUUUUGCUUGAGGGAGGGGCGGAUUAUGUGAAUCUCGCAAAUAAUCAUGUGCUUGAUUUUGGGGUUACGGGGCUUAGGGAUACACUGAGGGCUGUGGGGAGUGUUGGGGUGGAGUAUUCUGGUGUUGCGAUUGAGAAGGGUCAAGAGGUUCUUCCGGCUGUUUUGCAUUUGCCUAGGUCUGCUGCUGCUGAUGGGAAGGAUGGGCAUACAGUACAUGUGUACUCUGCGUCGGAUCAUCCGAGGGAAUGGGGGAGUGUCUCUGGUGUUGGAUUCCAUUUGAUCGAUUACUCUGCUUCGACGAGGAAGCGGUUGAGGACGCUUCUUAGCCCUAACCACACCACAACCAGCGAUACCAGCGAUACCAACAACAAAACAGAAAAACCAGCACUCCGAAUCUUCUCAAUCCACUGGGGCCCAAAUUACACAUGGCACCCCCACGGGGAAAUCAAAUCCCUAGCCCACUUCCUCGUGGACGAAUGCGGAAUUGACAUCGUCCACGGCCACUCGGCGCAUCAUGUUCAGGGCGUCGAGGCGAGGAACGGUAAAUUGAUCCUUUAUGGCUGCGGGGAUUUUGUCGAUGAUUAUCGGCUGAAUAGGGAGUUUAGGAAUGAUCUUUCUGCUGUUUGGAGGGUUUCUGUUAGAGAAUCUCCGGGGGGAGUAGCAGGGGCUGGAGACCAGUUGAAACUGGAUAAAUUGGAAAUUUUCCCGACAAGGGUUCAGGGGUUUAGUGCUAUUUUACUUGGGAAAGAGGAUAAGGAUCAUAAAUGGGUGAGGGAGAAGGUGACUGAAUUAAGUCGAGAGAUGGAGACAGUUGUUCGGGGUGAACUUGGGGAUGAAGGGCAGCUUAUUGUUGAUUUAUAA
Molecule: messenger RNA, 1197 nt
Organism: Monascus purpureus
Lineage: Eukaryota; Fungi; Ascomycota; Eurotiomycetes; Eurotiales; Aspergillaceae
Source: the annotation of a GenBank genome assembly